Molecule: messenger RNA, 1211 nt
Organism: Cicer arietinum (chickpea)
Lineage: Eukaryota; Viridiplantae; Streptophyta; Magnoliopsida; Fabales; Fabaceae
Product: probable serine/threonine-protein kinase WNK11
Biological process (GO): protein phosphorylation
Molecular function (GO): ATP binding; protein kinase activity
Source: RefSeq, a predicted model, not a curated record
UAGGUAAAUAGUUACUGCUCCGAAUAUCUCUCACUUUCUCUUAUUUCACUCUCAAUUCACAUCGGCGAUUCCACAGCUUCACUUAAACUACACGCAAAAAAAAGCAGUUAAGUUUUCCACAAUUUUUGAAGCGAUUCAGAUUUCCUCAAGAUGCCAAGUAUUAAACCAAAUAUUCCAUCAGAAAAAGACUCAGAGCUAUUUGUUGAAACUGAUCCAACAGGAAGAUAUGGAAGAUACAACGAACUUCUUGGAUCAGGUUCAUGUAAAAAAGUGUACAGAGCAUUUGAUCAAAAAGAAGGAAUAGAAGUUGCUUGGAAUCAAGUUAAACUAAGAAACUUCACUAAUGACCCUGCAAUGGUUGGAAGACUUUACUCUGAAGUUAGAUUACUUAAAAGUAUGAAAAACAAAAACAUCAUUGCUCUUUAUAAUUUUUGGAGGGAUGAAGAACAUAACACACUCAAUUUCAUCACUGAGGUUUGUACUAGUGGAAAUUUGAGAGAGUAUAGAAAGAAACAUAAGCAUGUUAAUAUCAAGGCUUUGAAGAAGUGGUCUAAGCAGAUUUUGGAAGGGUUGAAUUAUUUGCAUAUGCAUGAUCCUUGUAUCAUUCAUAGAGACCUCAAUUGUAGCAAUGUCUUUGUCAAUGGAAACACUGGCCAGGUUAAGAUUGGUGACUUAGGUUUGGCAGCAAUUGUGGGAAAGAACCAUUCAGCACAUUCAGUUUUAGGGACACCAGAAUUUAUGGCACCUGAAUUAUAUGAAGAGAACUACAAUGAAAUGGUGGACAUAUACUCAUUUGGAAUGUGUGUGUUAGAGAUGGUGACAUUAGAGAUUCCUUAUAAUGAAUGUGACAAUGUUGUAAAAAUAUACAAGAAAGUUUCUUCAGGUGUAAGGCCUCAAUCAUUGGACAAGAUUAAAGAUCCAGAGGUUAAAGCUUUCAUUGAAAAGUGUCUUGCACAACCAAGGGCUAGACCUUCUGCUAAAGAAUUGCUCAAAGAUCCUUUCUUUGAUGUGUUAGAUGAUGAUGAAAAUGAUGACAUUGUUGAGUUACUUAUUUAUUGAAUCAAAAUUGUGUUUAGGUUGAUUAUAUCAUGUUGAUACAUUUUAUUUUUUCUGGUAAGAUUUGAUUUUCCACAUUUUUUGGAUGGUAAAUCAAAUUAGGGUAGGAUUUGAUGACUAUGAAAUUUGAUAAAGGUACAUACAUUUUUCUUUUA